AUGCCUGUGUUAUAUGAUAGACUUGAUGCGGUGGUGUUCGCCUUUCGUAAUUCCGACUACUGGGAUAUACUUUGGCGUGCCGCUACCGUCCUGGUGGUUUACAACAUUGGGCUUAUUGUCCACCGUCUUUUCCUUUCGCCACUUGCCAAGUUCCCAGGACCAAAACUCUUGGCAGCGACACCAUGGUACGAAACAUUGGUAGAUAUUUGGAACCAUGACUUUCCUGAGAGACUGAGAAAGAUCCACGAACAAUAUGGGCCCAUCGUACGAGUAUCGCCAUGGGAGUUACAUAUAAACGACGCCGGCUUCAUUGAUACUGUCUUUGCCACUGCUGCAAAACAUCGGACCGACAUAAUUGCACCUCAAGGUUUGGGAAUGGAUGUAGAUUCUGUAGGAUCUACAGCUCAGCACGAUGUGCACCAGAUGAGGCGGAAACCGCUCGACAAAUUCUUGUCGCGCCAAAAUGUUGUGCGCAUCCAAUCAAUGAUUCACGAUGAAAUCAGGGUCCUGGACCGCAAGGUGGCUGUGGCGAAAGGUUCGGGUUCAGCACUCCGACUAGACCACGCGUUCAUGGCUUUCACUGGAGAUAUCGUGGGACAGCUCGCCUGUGGCGAAAGCCCUCGACUGUUAGACGGACCUGGCUUUACACCAGAAUGGUACAACAUGAUACGCGGUGCGGCUCGGAUGAUUCCGCUGUUACGGCAUUUCCCCGUAGUAGGAAGGUUAUCUCAAUACGCACCUGUUGGCAUCAUUAGAGCAAUCAUUCCAAAAUCUACAGGGUUUCGCAUCCUGAAACUUCUGGGGGACGAAAGGAUUUCUCGUAUCCAUGUUGAGGUUCAACGCGAGAAACAGACCCAUACUGAGGAGGGCUCUUCUAUGUUCCAUCACCUUCUCCGGAGUGACAUUCCCGAAACAGAGAAGCAUCCAAUCCGAUUAUCUGCUGAGGCAACAUCCUUUCUAGGCGCUGGCACCUUUCCGACUGCUACUACCCUUACGCUUAUCACGUACUAUAUUCUGGCACAGCCGUGCAUAGAGACCCGACUCCGCAAGGAACUUGCAGCCGUCACUUCCGAAUUCGACUAUCAAGUACCCAGCUGGACCGAGAUAGAGCAGGUUGAGUACGUUGGAGCAUGCAUUAAAGAAGGCCUUCGAAUCAUGCGGUUAUUCCGCCGGAAGUCCCGCAUCUCGAUUGAUCGAGAACUUCAAUUUAAUGAGUGGACCAUCCCUAAGAAUGCAAGACACUGGGCCCUGCAUUCCAAGACCCACGCUAACAGUAUGUCGCCUUACUCAAUGCAUAUGGAUCCAAGUGUGUUCCCCGAACCGUCCAAGUUCAAGCCAGAGAGGUGGCUAAGCGAAAAUCUGCAUCCCGCCAUGGACCGCAACCUGAAUCCUUUCCUUAAAGGCUCGAGGAACUGUAUUGGCAUGCACGUGGCGUGGGCACAGAUGUAUCUCAUCCUUGCCACAUUGUUUCGGCCUAAUAAGUCAUAUCGUCUGAGCCUAGGUGAUAGCGACGAAUCCGAUAUCGUGCCGAUUAUAGACGAGGAGUUUGGAGCCGCAAAGCAUGGUGCAAGAGGGCUCAGAACAAUGGUAAUCUAG
Truncatella angustata is the source of this 1596-nucleotide messenger RNA. RefSeq names its product putative benzoate 4-monooxygenase cytochrome P450. Gene Ontology annotation, molecular function: heme binding; oxidoreductase activity, acting on paired donors, with incorporation or reduction of molecular oxygen; monooxygenase activity. NCBI's taxonomy places the organism in Eukaryota, Fungi, Ascomycota, Sordariomycetes, Amphisphaeriales, Sporocadaceae. Bases 1 to 1596 code for a protein of 531 amino acids. The record is from RefSeq and is a predicted model, not a curated record. The transcript is spliced from 10 exons.